Molecule: messenger RNA, 1930 nt
Organism: Aspergillus brunneoviolaceus CBS 621.78
Lineage: Eukaryota; Fungi; Ascomycota; Eurotiomycetes; Eurotiales; Aspergillaceae
Product: FAD-binding oxidoreductase
Exons: 8
Coding region: 92-1762 (556 amino acids)
Biological process (GO): lactate catabolic process
Cellular component (GO): mitochondrion
Molecular function (GO): FAD binding; D-lactate dehydrogenase (cytochrome) activity; D-lactate dehydrogenase (NAD+) activity
Source: RefSeq, a predicted model, not a curated record
GACCCCGGACCGCGUACUGAAGACGACUCAACAAACACAUAAAGAUUGUCUCAACACCCCCUUGAAGAUCUUUCGGGACUCCGCAAUCGUGAUGAAGGCAUGGCAGCUACGUAGCUUUCGGCCAGCGAGGCCGAGGCCACCAACAUCUCCACGGUCGCAAAAGCCAUUCUUCUUCCGAUCCAGCUCGUCGACCUCUCAGCAACGCGCCUCUGAGCGAUCAGGAACUCUUCCUCUCGUUGGCACCGCCAUAGCUACUGCUGUUGUCACUCUGCUGGCUUCUAAAGCGUGGGAUGGAACCGCGGCGCCCACCGAAGCCGAAGCCGAAGCCGCCAAGACACAGUCGGGUGGAAGAUAUGCUGAUCUCCCAACCAUGUUGAAGGCUGUCAACGAGCUGCGAAGUAUUCUAGGCGAUGAAUUUGUCAGUGUUGAUGCCGAAGACAUCGAGAACCAUGGGUACUCGGAUUGGUCGACCUCCAACACCACCGAACGCCCGGUCGCAGUCGUGAGUCCUGCCACGACUGAACAAGUCUCCCAGAUCGCGCGUGUCUGCACCAGGUACAGAGUCCCUAUGGUCCCAUUCGGUGCAGGAUCGAGUGUCGAGGGGAACUUCUCCGCCCCGCAUUCCGGCAUCUGCAUCGACCUAUCCCGCAUGAACCAAGUGGUCGCGGUGUAUGAGCAGGACAUGAACGUCACGGUCCAGGCCGGGGUGCGAUGGGUGGACCUGAACGAUCAACUCCAAUCGACCGGCCUGUUCCUGCCCAUGGACCCCGGUCCAACCGCCUACAUCGGGGGCAUGAUCGCCACGAACUGCAGUGGGACCAACGCCAUGCGAUACGGUACCAUGAAGGACUGGGUGGUCAAUCUUACCGUCGUGCUUCCCAAUGGGUCCGUGAUAAAGACCAAGCGACGUCCGCGCAAGUCCUCGGCGGGGUACAACCUGAAUGCGCUGUUCACGGGGUCCGAGGGCACGCUGGGCAUCAUCACGGAGGCCACGCUCAAGCUGGCAGUGAUUCCGCAAGAGACGAGUGUGGGGAUUGCCACAUUCCCGACCGUAGGAGAUGCAACGGCGGCCGCAUCGAAGCUGAUCCGGGCGGCGGUACCCUUGGCGGCGCUGGAGUUUAUGGACGAUGUCCAAAUGAGGAUCAUCAACCAGAAUGGUGGCGCGGGCGGGAGGUACUGGGUUGAAGCCCCAACGCUGUUUUUGAAAUUCUCUGGCACCACGGCUGGAAUCAAUGAGAGCAUCGACCGAACCCGGGAGAUUCUCAAGAACAACAAAGGGGACGAGUUGGUGUUCGCAUCAAGCACGGAGGAAGGGGACAAUCUCUGGUCUGCCAGGAAGCAGGCCUUGUGGACGACCUUAGCGGCGAGGCCACCGGGCACGGAGAUCUGGUCUACCGAUGUUGCGGUGCCGAUCUCACGUCUGGCCGAGAUCGUUGAGAUGUCAAAGGAGGAGUCCAGUAGCCUUGGACUUUUCUCCACAGUAUUGGGGCACGUUGGCGAUGGCAACUUCCACCAGGCUGUAAUGUACAAUCCCAAGAGCCCUGAGCAGUAUCGAGCUGUGAAGGCAUGUGUCUCAAGAAUGAUGCAGCGGGCGCUCGAGAUGGAAGGCACAGUUUCUGGCGAGCACGGCAUUGGGAUCGGGAAAAAGGACUACCUUGAAGAGGAAUUAGGAGAACCCACAGUGGAUCUCAUGAGGACAUUGAAGCGCAGCGUGGAUCCUUAUUGGCUCAUGAAUCCUGGCAAGGUUUUCAAAGAGAAAUGACAUGAGUAUUUGCCCUGAGAUCUCAACAGUUCACACGAUCAGCAUGUUGAUCAUCCUUGGUCUUCCAGGCAACGGGCAAUUGCCCCUAAUUGCAACACACUACUGCCGACGCGGGUCAUCAAGUCCACCUCCGACGUGGGCAUGCAAUAUGAAAUUCGCACAUGACGA